Rhagoletis zephyria (snowberry fruit fly) is the source of this 1760-nucleotide messenger RNA. RefSeq lists its product as uncharacterized. The record is from RefSeq and is a predicted model, not a curated record. NCBI's taxonomy places the organism in Eukaryota, Metazoa, Arthropoda, Insecta, Diptera, Tephritidae.
UCAAUGUGCAGUCCUACAUUCACUUAAACAACUGCACUCAAGUCGAUGCUUUAGUCAAGUUUUAAUCGGGAAUUAGGCAACAUUAAUUUCGCUGUAUUAGAAACAAAAAUAAAUUUCAAUUUAUUCGAAUAAAAGUUGAGCGGUGGCCAGAAUUUUGUGGAAGAAUGUUGUUGAAAAUACAUUUUCUUUUACUAAUUUUUACAAUGGCUACUAUUGUGCUAGUAGUAGAAACGCGUGGAGGUCAACAUCGCCACAGUUCGAUAGAAUCUUCCGCUUAUAGCCGCAAUCAAAAGAAACAUGGCUCGCCAAGUAGCAACAGCAUACGCCGUAAAGUCGUGAAUGGCUCCGCCGUCCAUACCAACUUCAUAAAGGCAAUAACUUCAGGACAUAAAGUUAACGAAAAGUUGGCAAAAUUUCGAUCGCGGCAUCGAAGCAGUCACAGAAGUCGAAGUAGUCAUAGUAGUAGCCGUAGUAGCAGUCACAGCAGCUCUAGUUGGCCUAAAAGCUCUAACGGCCACAGCAUCUUCAGUAGCUCCAGCCGCCACCACAGUUACUCGCACGCCGAUACACCGCAUACAAGCUACCACAGUUAUAGCCAAUCCCACACACAGCCGCACCGCCCCAAUGCGCAGACUCACAAGAACACCUGGAAUUUGCAUGGAUCCAGUGCAGCGGCUGACCACAAUACACAUGGUACAAAUUCUCCCAUAUCCCACACUUGGGGUGGUCAUCAGUUGCCACCAGGCCAUAUCUACGUUGCGCAACCUUCUGGUAUUCCUUCGAGUGCGGUUUACUACGCGCAACCUCCGACGUAUAGCAGUCGUAAAAAUGAUGCCGACGAUUUUAUAAAUGGUUACCUAAUCGGGCAUAGUCUUUCCCAACAAAAUCGCCAUUCCCAUCACCAUUACUAUCAUCAUCGUUCUCAAAGUCCACAGCCAGCCGGCAGCAAUGACUUCACAGAUGCGAAAUCCGUUUCAGAAAGCAACAAAAAUAAAACUGUCACCGAUACAAAUAAAAUCAACAACACAAAUCAAACUCACUACUGGCCUACAGAUGUUCAAGUACUCUUGGCUCCCUUGAACAAUUCACUACUCCCUGAGAAUAUCCAUCCAAUGCACCAAGAUGCCAUAUUCAAGAGCCCACCAAUUCAUAUCGCUCAGACGCUUACAGCAAAUAACUUAACGUUUGAGCUACCAGCGGCCACUACAGCGUUGCCAGAUGUAUCACCAGCCAAUGGCAUAAUCUGUAUGCCUUGGCUAUUUAACGAAACCGAUCCCACUCAUCCGGAACGUAUUGUAACUAUUGAGAAAACAGUUUGUUUCCCAGCUCCAUCACCACCACCGCCGCCGACAACAACACCUUCAUCAUCAUCGUCCACGACUACAACAACAACGGAAGCUUCAGUAGAUGAGUGCAGAGAUGUAGUCUGUCCAAAUUUCCUUGACUUCAACUCAUUUACACUAGAUACAAAUUUGUGUUGCUUUACGGACAAAAAACUGUUGUCAAAUAUUGGACUUUUUGGAUAAUACGUUUUCAGACCGAUUAUGAAACUUUUAAGUAUCCAAAAGGUAGUAGUUUAUAUCGAUAAGUUAAAAAACUUGAAUUUGAAAUUUUUUUUUAAUAUUCGUAUUUAAGAUUGUCGCUAAUAAAAAUAUGAGAAUUGCUGGAUUCGGAAUCAUAUUCAGAUUUAUUUCAAAAAUAUGCAAAAUUUGCACUUUCAGGAUUAUAAACCGAUCAAAAAAAUUAAUUAAAAAAGUUUC